Symsagittifera roscoffensis is the source of this 12871-nucleotide messenger RNA. RefSeq lists its product as uncharacterized. The record is from RefSeq and is a predicted model, not a curated record. The transcript has 8 exons. NCBI's taxonomy places the organism in Eukaryota, Metazoa, Xenacoelomorpha, Acoela, Convolutidae. The coding region runs from base 54 to 12356 and encodes 4100 amino acids.
AUAUGGGUACGGAGAUACGAGUUAUGACUAUUUGAAUGUAAUUUGAGUUAAAGAUGUUGAAAUAUAAACCGAUUUUAUUGCCGUUUAAUGAAGCGCAAGUCGGAAGAAUUUCACACUCGGCUGGACCGGGUGAGUUCUACGUCCAGCUAACUGAUGAAAUACCGAAGCUUGAUAGUCUGAUGAAUAUGCUGCGAAUUGUGAAGGAUAGACUCAGUCCUGUUCAAUCCUUUCCUCAAUUAGGGGAAGCAUUGAUUUGCAUCUUCAAGGACGACGGCAGUCCUUACAGGGCAACAAUGAUGGGAGCAUCUCAGAAGAACCUUCAUAUUCAAGCGUUUUUCUGUGAUUAUGGAAACUAUGACGACGUGCCUUUGAAUCAAGUGUUCCCGCCAUUCAAAGAGAUCAUCGAGCUUCCACAGCUCUGCUUUGAAGCGACAUUCGACCUGAAGCGCCAGUGGACACGAGACCAAAUUGAGACAUUUGACAAACAGUUUCCUCUAAACAAAGAUUUCUACUUCAAGGUCAUCUCGUCGACCGGAGCAUUGAAUGAACUUAAGUAUCAGAUCAGCGUUUUCCAUCCGAAGCCAGAGCCACCUGUAGCAUCUCAAGCAGCUGCGGCCUCUAACCGAGAGUAUCCAGCUUCACCAAGGUCGGCAUCAUCUAUGUCAUCUCCGGGCAUCGCGUCUAGUGCCAGAACGAAGAUAUCGGAUUUCACGCCAAAGAAUCUGCAGAUCGGAAAUGAACUUCCAGUAUCGCUGGUCUCAGUAACAAGCUUCAACAGCUUUGGAGUUCAACUGACGAACAAUAGCGCGCAGUUUGAGGCUGCGAAGAAUGAACUGUUUGAGUUUUUCAAUGAACCAGCGAAUCGAGAGCCACUUAAACUUGUCACUGACAAUGUUAAGCCCGGCGAUGUGUUUGCUGCGUACGUGGAGACAGAAGAAGAGUGGGCUCGUUGCUAUGUCUCAAAUAUCCAAGGAGGAUCAUCGUUUAACCUUGUCAACAUAGACUAUGGAGAUUCAUUCUCGGCUGAAUUGAAAGAGUUGUACGAGCUUCCGAUUUACUUUGUCAAGAAAUGUCCAGCCGAAUUGGUGAAAUGUACUCUGCACAAUGUGGAUAACCCUGUAGGAAGGGACGGUUCUCGCUUGUCGCACAACGACUUCAAUGAGUUAGAGACUCUAUUUGACCAAUUGGCUAAGGUUACAGAUUUGUCGAUAAACAUAGUUCAAGAAUCCGGGACCACAGCGCAGAACCGGGAGUACUCUGUCAUUUUAAAAAGUAAGAAGCCAGCUAGUGCCAGAAGUCCAACAGCUGUUGCUCAAAACGUGAAUGAGUUGAUGAUCACGAAGUUAAACCAGAUCAAGGAGCGAAUGUCAAGUCAAUCGGGUCCGAGUUCGGUAGCAUCUCCGGGCAUACCUGGGGGUCCGGUGGCUUCAGUGAUGCAUCUGCCGACCCUGGCGCUUCCCUCGGUGGGCUCAACAGUGAAGGCAGGAGUGGUGUACGCGCCUUCACCGAAUGACGUCUUCUUGGUACUUAGAAGAGACGAAGAUGACUUCUACAACAUUCAGAAUCGGAUGAUGCAAAUUUACGGAGAACAGGACGGGAAUAGAUUGGAUGUGAAACCAGGAGUAAUUUGUGCCGCCAAAUUCGACGCAGAUGAAUGUUGGUACCGUGCACGAGUUGUAAGUGCGGUCAACGACACCACUUGGUGGGUUCUGUUUGUCGACUACGGCAACAAAGAGACGGUCCAGAAAGACAACAUUCGUAAACUAGAGGGAUCCUUAUACCAGUACCCACCAUUGGCAAUUCACUGUCAAAUCAAAAAGAUUACCCAAGCCUUCUGGCAAGGUUUAGAUGACGCCAAGAAAGAAUACUUCCUUAGCAAGAUUGACCAGCAACAUUUUAUGGUGUCCUUUGAGCUAUUAGACGACUCUAGUGGAAAAUUCUUGAUCAGUUUAAUAGAUGAGUCUGGUGAAGAUGUUCUUAAAAUUCUUAACAAACCAGUUCCAAGCCCGAUAUCCAGCCCAAAACCAAGCGGACAUAUGUCACCUAAUGGGAAUUUUGAUGCCAGACAAGCAAUUAACGAGGUACGUACGAAUCAGCGGUUGUCGCCAAAAAGUUUCGAUCGCAGUCGGCUUGGCCCGAGAAGUCCUGGCGGGGGAAACAGACCUCCAAGUCCGGGAAAAGCACAAAUUGGACCACAGUUCGGCGGUGAGAGAAGUCCAGGAUUUGGAAAUAAUCGACAGGGUGGACCAGGCUUCAACGCAAAUGAUGGUAGACCUCCUCGAUUGAAUCUAAGAGACGGAGCGGGAUCAAGUUUCCAGGGCCAGCAAGACAGGUCUUCAAGGGAGGGUCCCGGAAAUAUAGUUGAAAGAAGUGGAGGAUUCCAGUCACGUGACGGCAGACCUCCGCGAGACGGUCCUGGAAACAGAGGUGACAGACCUGGUGGCUUCCAGUCUCGAGACGAUAGGCCACCUAGAAGAGACUUCAAUGGACCGCAAGGAGGAAUUGGUGGCGGUCGUCCUCAGCUUAACAACGAAGCUAGUGGCGAUCGUUCAUUCGGCGAUUCAAAAAUGGGUUUCAGGUCAAGCGAUAAACCAGCAUUUGCAAGUGGUGGUGGAGGCUUCGACUCAGGAAAACCGUCCGAGAACAAAGGAGGUUUCGCAGAUAGUAGGCCAAAUAAUAGAGGCGGUGGAUUUGGUGGAAACUCAGAGGAAGGUGGAAGACCGCCAAGAAAGUUCGAAAACAAUUCUGGGGGGUUCGGUGGAGAUCGGCCUCCAAGAUCGCAAGGUGGCGGAGGAUUCGGAGGUGGUGGUGGAAGUUUUGGAGGAGCAGGUGCACCCAAAAUCGGGGGAGGGCCAAUAAAUCCUAGGCAUUCGAGAAACUCAAGUGGAUCUUCAGAAAAGAAUCCAAAACCGGUACCUGCAACACCCCCGUCUCCCGUGGUCUCGAAGACUGGAAAAGGAGCACGACUGUACGAAUACGACUCGUUUCUGCCUACUGAUUCGUCUGUCAAGUGCAGAAUAUUUCAAGUUGACAGUCCAUCCUGCUUCUACGUUGUGAUCAACAGCGAAAUGACUAAAAUGAACGAGCUGAUCAAGAACUACCUUACAAUAAAUUCUGCUGAAGUUACAGCUCCGCAAUCAGUAACAGCAAACUUGGGCUACCUUCGGCCCUCCGCCCAGAAUAAAGGCAACAGAGUUGAAGUCGUCAGGGUCACAAAUCAAUCAGGAGACGGUCCAGGGACGAGUACUAGUACCUCAGGACAGCCUAAAUGCGAUCUGUUUUACUGCGAUACGGGAUACAAACGGAAAAAUGUUCCCCAGGAACAAUUGCUUGCUUUAAAUCAGGAAUUGUCGAAAAUUUGCAAGUUGGCGAUUAAGUGUCGAUUGCAUGGAGUCACUGGACCCUACCUUGAGGGCGAAUGGACCUUGUCAGGGUUCAAGUUUUUCAAAGAGGCCGUUGAAUAUGCUGAUGUUGAUGUUUCAUUCAUUUCUCGUGAUAAAUCGAAUUGUGUGACUGUUCAUGUAACAGCAGCUGCUGGAAAUUGCUCCGAGCUGCUCUUGGAAAAGCAAUUUGCUGUGAAGCAAGAAUCAGAUGAUGAACUCGAAAAUGCAAACCAUAAUGUCAUUCCAUUCAUAGAUGAAACUUCUGAUGAAGAAAAACUGAAACGUGGAAGAAUCUUGGCUUGUGAUUCAGAAAGUUUCUGGGUGUCAACUGAAAAUCGUGAUGCUCAGCUGGAAACUUUUGAUUCCAAGGUUGCCUCAUUUUUUGGAAAAAUUGAGCAACUGGAUCAAUAUGCGAUCAAAAAACCAGAACAGGGUUAUGUUUACUUGGUUGCUAGUCCUGUUGAAGGAACCGCAAAAGCCAUGAAACGUGGCGUUAUUUUGAAAUCGAUCAAAGAUGGAGACCAGAAAAAGUUUGUUCUGCGUAUGGUUGAUUCAGGAAGUUGCGAGCUGGCUGAGAAUGUAUACGCUUAUCCUCAGUCAAUUGCAUCGGAGCCAAUCAUGACAAAAAGCGUGAAUAUUCUGCCCAAAAGUCUGUUGCCACUAAUUUCACCCUUCACAAUGUUUUACCUGUCGCUUCCCGAAAUCAAAAAUGAAAUUUCGUUCCCACAAGUAGACAUGUUUAAUGCAUCAGUUAAUGGAAAAAAGGUUGGUGAUUUGUUGCUGGAAUUGAAUUCGAAGCAAAUUGUCGAGAAUAUUACCAUUGAAGCUGAUCAAAUAGAGCUGAAGGUAAUUGAAAUGCUGCAAUUAGAAGAAAAAUCUGACAUUAAUCCCGUAUUUUCGGCCAUUCCGGUUUAUGAAUCUGAAAAACUUGAUAAGUUGCAGACCGAUUUGAACGAAUUUUACAAUAAGCAUGACAAAGAAAUAUACCUGCCGAACGGUGAAAAGGCGAACCCUCUAACUUGUGAAAAAUGGGAUGUGGACGUCGGAUCAUACGUUGUUGUCAAGAAAGAAACUGACAAUGAAAGUUUUGAUUAUAAUCGAGUUGAAAUAAUCAAAAUCACUGAUGAAGAUAAUGUUCAAGUAUUUAACAUUGAUUACGGAUCCAUCGAAAGCGGGGCCAUCAAAAAUCUCCGAAAGUUGGUUCCUAUAUUCAGCGGUAAAAAUUGUCCGGCCACAACGUUGCAAUGUGUUAUUGUCGACACAGAUAAUGAAAAAGUAUCAGAGCUUGUUGAUACAAAGAUUAAAGUAGCUUUGCUGCAUUUGGGAAGAAUCAAUAUCGUCACGCUGGAUCUAGAAGCCGAGACGGCUAUUAACAUGGGAACAAAGUUCCAGUACCCGAAAAUGCCUGAAAUACAGCCGUUAAAGCAGCAAAUUAAUGUGACACGGUUUGAAACGCCUCUGAAGUUUGCUUACAACCUGAAAAGAUUUGAAACCGAAUUGAACAAUUUGAACGAGGAAAUUUUCAUUGGCUGGGAAGGUUUCGAAUUUGCUGACGACGAUACGGUGCUUUCUGAAGGAAACGUAGCAGAAGGCACGCUCCUAGCAUGCCAUGUGAACGAAAAAUACUACAGAGCCCAACUGAAAAAACAGGCAGAUCCGUCUUCGGAGAACAAAAUUGAGUUUAUUUUCAUUGAUUAUGACAUUUCUUCUGAAUACACGGAGACGAUGGAAUUGAGAAAGCUUCCGAAUUAUUUGGCCCAAAUUCCACCCCUUUGCUCUAAAAUUGAAAUCAGAAAUUUGGUUCCCAUUGAAGGAGAUUCAUUCGUUCAAAUCGAAAAUGAAAUAGCUAAGAAACAUAUCGCAGGCCACGUAUGCACAAUUGAAAACAUUGAAAACCCGGAAGUGAUGUUUAACGGAAAGACUUAUUCCGAGUAUCUCGUCCAGAAUGAAAUAGCCAGCAGAGAGUCGAAAGCAGAAUCGCUCUUGUCCAACUCGUCCUAUAAAUGGUCCCUGUUUGAUAUAGACGCCGAAAACACAUCACAACAACUUGCGGUUUCUGGAAUAGAUAAAGAAUAUCUUUGGGUGCAGAUUCAAAGUCGUGUAACCGAAAUUGAUAUUAUGCAGAAUCACGUAGCAGCAAUUUGCAACGAGAAAUACAUUUCAGAGCCUGAGUCAGGGUUGCGCCGUUCACUUGUGGGAAAAAUUUGUGCUGCCCGUUUCAGUGAAGACGGCAUGUUUUACAGGGCUGAGAUUAUUGACGCACAGAAAAAUGGGCCGAUUACAGUUCGGUUUGUCGAUUUCGGAAAUACGGAAGAAACUACCCAAAGUGAAUUGAUAGAAUGGAAUAAAGAUUGCAGCAAAGUGUUGGACGAGCCUCGUAAUGCGUUGCGAAUAACAGUGCCCAAAAUGUCUGAAUUAAUGAACUGGGAUGUCCUAAAUUACCUCCAAGAGAAUCUCUUCAUGCAAAAUGUGACCUUGAAAAAUGUGAAGGUGUCUCAAUUUGAAGAAAAAUUAGCAGCUUUGAGUGCUGAUGUUAUGUUUAACGGGCGGAAUUUGAUAGAAAUUGUUAACUUUGUGAAAAGUAAUCCUAAAGUUACGAAUGAAGAUUUGAGCAGCUUGAGGUCUAUUGAUGUGAAAGUUACGCACGUUGAGCAAAUACCAGAUGACGUUUUAGUACACAUUCAAAAUAUUGAAAAAGCCGCAGAACUAGACUCUUUAAUGGAUUCAAUUCGAAAUGCUUACGAGAACAUUCACCCCGAAAAAUUGCAAAUCGAGAAAAUUGAAGUGGGUGAUUUUCUGGUUGUGAAAUGGUCGGAAGAUGAAGAAUUUUACAGAGGUAAAUUGAUCGAAAAGUUGGACGACAAUCUUUAUCGAGUUUUGCUUAUCGAUUUUGGUAAUACUAUUGAUUGUGAUUUUAGUAAGUGUUGGAAAUUAGAUCACGCUUUGGCUAAACUGCCACCGUUUUCGUUUUGUUGUUCUCUUUUCAAUUGUAAACCCCUGCCCGGAAAAAUCGUUGAAGCCGUUAAAUAUCUGGAAACUACUUUACUGGAAGACGCUGAAGCAACUCAUGAAAACGCUGCAGAGAAGAAAUUCAAAUGUGAAAUCCAACUGCGAGUGUCGAAGCCAUACAGAAUUGAUUUGAUGGUCGGUGAAGCAUGGCUAACAGAUACCCUGAAAGAACUGGAACUAGCCGAAGAUGAAAACUCCGGAGAAUUUAAAUUCCCAGAAAACGUCAAGAUUCCUCCAGAUUCGCAAGAAUUCCUCUCUUGCUUUGCGCUAGCGACUCCAAGUCCAGAUAAUUUAGCUUUGCAAAUCGGAGAUGAAGAAAAUGUUAAAUUCUCUAUUCUUCAAGAAGAUCUGAAUCAUUACUACACUCAAUUCGAAGGCCAAAAAGAUGAAACUAUUGAUUUAACAGCAGACAAAAUUAUGGAAGGAAUGUUAGUGAUUGCAUAUGACAGCGAGUAUGAAUCUUUUUGCAGAGGCCAAGUCAAAAGUGUUCUUGAUUCUUCGUACCAAGUGUACAUGGUUGACUGGGCUCGUGAAACGUCGCUAGAGUUGAAAGAUCUGAAACAAAUCAAGAAAUGUUUCGCUGAAAUAAUGCGACCUCAAGCUUUGAUAGUUAAAUUGGCAGGAGUAAUACCAGAUGAAGAUGACAAGUAUUUAGCCUCGGAUGAAUUUGUAGUUGCCGAAGUUCUCGGAGAAAAUGAGCUACAGCUAACACAGGUCGACCAAAAUGAAGGCAGUUACCCAUCUGUUAAUGUUAAAAUACAGCCAGGAGAUCUAGAUUUGAAAGACCAAUUGAUCGAAAGUGGAGUUUGCAGAGAAAUAGGAAAGGAUGAAAUUGAAUGGCCGAAAAUAAGAGAAGGAAAUUCAGUUGCGACAGAAAUUUAUGGAAUUUCAGAUGAUACCAAAACGGAAGUCGUAGUAGCUUCGCUCACUAAAGAGGGAAUAUUCGCACAAUUUGAAAACCAUCUAGAGCAGGUCGAAAACCUUCUAACUGAAUAUUCUUCCAAUCAAAAGUUGCUAAAAAAGAUUGUUCGGCGCCCAAAAGUCGGAAAAUAUUGUGUGACCAAAUUUGUCGAAGAUCAGAAUUAUUAUCGAGCGCAAAUUGAAGAAAUUGUUGACGAGACUAAAGUGAAAGUUGUGUUCAUAGAUUAUCGAAACGAGCAAGUUUGCAACAAUUCUGAGAUUUAUGAAGUGACCCAAGCGCUUAUUGAAAUACCGAGCUGCUGCGUGAAGUUCCAAUUUUCAAAAGAAGUUCAAGAUUUGAUAAAUUGGGACGUAGAACAAGCUUUGACCAACUCAAUUACAAUCAAUGCAGAAGCUCCAAAAAGUUGUUCAAUUCAAAUCAAAGAAAUCAAUGAAGAAUCGCCCAUCGCUAUUGAGCUUUUCGUCAGCGAGGAAAAGCUUAUCGAUGAAAUUCGAAAAAUCAGAUCACACCCUAAAGUCAGUUUCUCUUCGUUCACAGAACCCGAAGUUGCCGAUAUGCUAGUUGUCAAUUUCGAGAACCUUGAAAAAAUGUACCUGAUUCCGAAAAGUAGUGUUGAAAAGAAAGAUAAAUUCAAUGUUGAAAUGACAAAGUUCUACAACCAUCUUUCGAAUCCGGAAGAACUCAAAAUUGAAUUUGAUGAUUUCGAACCGGGAAGUCACAUAGUUUACAAUGUCAUUCCAGAUGACAAUCCGCUGGAAAACCGGUGGUGCAGAGCUUCAGUUGAAACUGUUUCGAAAGAAGAUAGAACGUGCAAUUUGCGACUCCUAGAUACCGGUGCAUGUUUGAGUAACUGUAAAAUUGAACGGUGUCGGAAGCUAAACAAGGACUUUGCGACGAAAGAACCCACCUUUGUGACUGAGUGCAAACUGUUCCAAGUUGAAAAUACCUCGGCCGGAGCUGACAAAAUGAAGUCAAGAGUUUUGGAUCUGAUCAAAGCUUUCGAUAAAAUUCCACUCACGAUUUCAGUUUUAAGUAGAAUUUCAGAACCCCAAGCUAUAGAUAUCUACUUAGACGAAACGAAGGAAAAAACUUUGACAGAAGCUUUAAUUGGCGAGGAUAUCGUCCAGAUGCCCGAAAGCUGUGAAAAGUACCCGGAGCUUGAGUUUACGCAUGGAGCCAAGGUUCCAGUGACAUUUAUUCUCAGUGAAAGUCCAGUUGAAAUAAUCUUUCAGCUAGUUGAAUCCAACGAUAAGUUACUGAUUUUGGAAGAAGACUUGAGAGCUUCUUUGGAUUUCUUACCAGAAUUGGAAGACGGUGAGUUGAAAUCAAUUAAGACAUGUUUGGCUCAGUCGCCGGACCCUGAAGACAAUCAAUGGUACCGAGCUAUAGUUCUUUCUGUAGCCGAAGCCACGGAGCUGGCAACUGUUAAGUUCGUAGACUGGGGAAAUUCUUGCCAAGUAAAAGUUGCCAAUUUGCGCAAAAUUCCGAAGGAGUUCUGUGAACUUCCUGUGCAGGCUCUAAGUUGUGCGGUCGACGACAUCAUUCCCUUUGAAGGUACCCAAUGGGUGAAUGACGACAAUGAAAUCUUGGCUGAAACUCUCGGAAACGCAUCUGAAAUUUCGAUAACGCUCAAAAAUGAUUUUAUAUCUCAAUCUGAGGCUAAUGUAGUAGAUGUUACUGUUGACGGCGAGAAUUUGGCCGUUCAACUGGGAAAUGAACAAGUCGCACGCGCUCCUGGAAGUCCUGAAUCCGAAAUCAAAAAAGUAGCCCGGUCCAAAUUUACUUUGGAAGAUAAUUCAGAAUUAGUUGUAUGGGUGUCGGCAAUAGAGCCAGUGAAUUAUUUUUGGAAUUUCGAGCAGGAUGAAAAUGGAAAAGUGAUCGAUAUUGGAAGUUGGAAAAAGUGCAAAGUCGCGGAAAGUAUAUUAAAAGAUGAGCAAAGAUUGGAUAAAAAUUUCGUUUGGCUUCAACUUGAUAGCAAUGAUGAACAGCUCAAUGAGAUGAACGCUACAAUUACAAAGAACAGCGGGGCUUGCAGGAAACUACGAAGACCGAAAGCGGGUAAAAUUGGACUAGCAAAGUCUGAAUUAAUUGGAAGCUGGAUCCGAGUUGAGAUUUUGACUGUUUCGGAGAAAGAAGACGGAAUAUUAGGUGCCGAAGUGCGAGCGAUCGAUUAUGGACAUCGAGAAGUUAUUGAAAAUAUAGAUGAUGUGAAGCAACUUCCAGAGUAUUUAUACAAAAAACCAUGCUUUGCGUUGUCAAUGGCUACUGAAUAUUUAGAUCUGGAUUCUCUGAAUAUUGACACUUUAGAAGAGUUGCAAAGAAUAAUUGUUUUCAACCAAGAGGAGGAAGUAACUGUGCAUGUCACUUCAAUAGACGAAGAAGGGUACUACCCUGUAGUUAUUGGAACCCUGACUUUUAGAGAGAAACCUCUGAAAGACCUGGUAAUCGCAGAUUCUGUGCCGCUAAAAAUAGAACCGAGAUCUCUUGAAGAAUCCGUCUGCGACAGCUUAAAGACCAGGUGUAUUAUAUCUCAUGCUGAAAGUCCAGAAAGUUUGUGCGUUCAAAAAUCUUCAGCGUGGAGUAAAAUGAACUCAAUGUUAGAUCAACUGAAUAAAUUUUACAACGACUUGAAACCCGGAAGAUUUAUGCUUACAGAUAUAGAAUCGCAGAGCUUCUGUGCUUUCCAAGUUUCUAUGCUUUCAAAAACCAAAUGGAAACGAGGGCAAAUUAUUUCAAUGAAAUGCGAAAAUGGCGACGAAUGUCAAGUGAAAGACGUCGACACUGGAUUGUUUUUCAAUGUUCAAAAAGCAUCUCUCAAGAAGCUAAAAUCGGAAUUUUGCGGCGAAAAAGCUUUCGCUAUUGAAGUUGGUCUUUUCGGCGUCAGCUCUAGUAGCCAUGCAAACGAAGACGGCUCUAUGGAUGUUUCAGGAAGAAAGUUCUCGCCUGAGGAGUUUACAUCGCUAGUCAACGCAAUCGUACCUGCAUCAGGCGAGGUCCUGCUUUAUUCAAUGUCAUCAUUAGGAAGUUUAGAAGAAUCAAAACUUCCCAAAGUUUUAUUAGAAAUGGACCAAGGCGUCGACCUUUCGAUGUUGUUGAUUGAAAAGAAACUGGCAUCACGCGCUGAUAUUUCGAAAGACACUUUGGCCGAUUUGACGGAAAAGUGUGAGAAUGUAUCUGAAGGGUCGAAUGUUUCCUGCGUUUAUGUGCAAGUUGAAAGCCCAACUCGUAUUUUGCUUCAGAUCGAAUCAACAAACGAGGUUUUAAUUCAACUCGAACUGGACAUGACAGAAUAUUACAAAGUUGCUCAACUAAAGGAUUCGCUGAAGUUUGAGGAUGAUGAGUUAAAAUGCGAUGGUAUGUGUGCUGUGUUUUCUGAUUUUGACAAAUUGUGGCACAGAGCGACAGUUGCAAAAUUGAAUAGCUCCGAGGACCAAGAAAGCGAGAACAUUGAAGUGUUUCUGAUCGAUUGGGGAACAAAGGAAACUGUUUCGAAAUCUUCAGUAAUGCCGCUUCUGGCAGAAUUCGUAUCUGUUUUACCUCCACAAUGUGUUAUUGUUGAACUGGCAUCAAUAGUUCCAGACGAGCCUGACGAAGAUUGGAUUGAACCCGAAGACACAAAGAAAAUGGCGGCAAUUUUGGAAUCAGUAGAAGAUGCAAUUGUGACGGUGAAAGUAGCUAUGUUUGAUCAGAAAUCUCGGGUGGCGGUCGCCGAUAUUUUGCUGGCAGAAAACAAAAGUGUAUGCGAUAUUGCUGUCAAUGAAAGGGGAUUCGCUUCUUUCAAAGACAGUGAAAAGUCAUCCGAUCAAUUCAAACUUUACAAAACAGAUUUGGAAACUUUAACGAAGGCAAAUGCAGAAUCUAUAGAAGUAGAGGUUUCAAACAUGGACCUAAAAACUAUUUAUGUUUCGACAACUGAAAAUAAAGGCAAAGCAGAUGAGCUUCUAGAAAGUAUAAACAAGUUGAUUGCCGAGAAAAUUGUAUCGGAUUGUUUAAUGAAGGAACUUAGAAGACCGAAGGCGGGCAAAGAUUGUAUAGUUAUGGAAAAUGAUACUGCCCAAUAUUACAGAGCGCAAAUUGAGCGCAUCAUUGAUGAAUCGCAAUUGGUGAAUGUAUAUCUUGUUGAUUACGGAGUGUUUAACUUGCUGGACAAGUCAAAAUGUUUCCAAAUAACCGAAGGAUCUGCUCUUCAAGAGUUGGUGAAAAGUCAACCCAAGUUAAGCUUCAAGUUGAAAAACGAAAUUAAGUAUUUGGACAGCGAUAUUGAAGAUGAGUUCUUCGAGUUUAUCAGUGAUGAAAAUGGUGUUCCUAAAAUUAUGGUCAAAUUAGCCACAGAAGAUUUCGUAGAACCGUUUAAAAUUGCAGACAUAUCAGUCAAGGGCCAGGAAAUGUCACUUGAACGCUUCGCUAAAAGUUUCCACGAGCCUAUUUUUGAACUGAAAAGCGAAAUAUCGAAACUAGAAGAAAAUUCUGAAAUGGUUGGUGGAGUUUCCAUGUAUGCCUCGGAUCGUGUCUAUGUUCAAUUGAAAGCUGAUUAUGAUCAAAUUGACGCUAUUCAGGCAGACCUAGCAGCGAAAUACGGAACUGUAGAGCUUGACUCCAGUCAGAUUUCAAUCAGCUGCGACAUGGCUCUUCCUGGAGCGAUAGUUGCCUGCAAAUCUGCCCUUGAUGAAGCCUGGUACCGAGCAGAAAUCGUGGAGUUACCUUCGAAUGAUGAUGAUGAUGAAUUCAAAGUUAUCAUGAUAGAUUACGGAUUUGUAGACAACGUGAAAUUGAAUGCCUUGCGUGUUUUGGUUCCAGAGUUCCAUGAGUUUCAUAAAUUAGCGGUUCCGUGUGUGUUGACGGAUGUCGAUGAAAUUGUGAAAAACAAAGAUGGUGGAUAUAGUCACGACAGCGUAGAUAAAGUCAUCAAAAAGUAUGUUUGUGAACCAGAAACGGAAGAUAUAACAGCUGUUGUUCAUGACGCAAGCGAGACCCCUUGGAAAGUUUCUUUCAAACUCAGAUCUCCAGAUGGUGAAAAAACUUUGGCUGACCUUAUGAAGUAGAUCGAUAAAUCAAAAUUGCGCACAACUUAAGUUACACGGAAUUAAGUUACACGGAUGCUGUAUUUAUGCAAACUUUUCAAAACUUAACAAUCUCUUUCUUGAUAUCUCUUUUUUUCUCUCUUUGAUGCUAGUUUUAACUAACCAGUGAUUUUGAACAGAUCAGAUUUUGUCAGUAAAGUGCUUGUAUAAAAACGAGGUCAAUUUCUUCUGGCGCUGCUUUUUCUACCCUUAAAACUUGUGUCAACAGUAGAAACUAUCUAGCUUCGCGUCUUUUUAUAUUGAUUAUUUUUUUCUAAACGUCUUUGAAAUGAGAUCAGUGUCUCGAAAUUUGUUAAGACUUUUUCAGCGCAUAACUUUUAGCGUUAUUAACAAGCACUUUAUAACACUUACUUAUCUGUUAACCGUGUUUCUUGAUUCUGCGAAUCUAAUUUCUGUUGUAAUUUAUUUCGAACAUCAAAUUUACAUUGGGAGAAUGUCGAAUUGAUAAAUGAAACUCCGUACAUAUGAAUUAAAAU